UCCCGCUUAUAGAGGUCUGGAUCACAUUUAAAACACAUGUUCCUGCUCUUGUGUGCAGCUGUGUGUGUUUGGCAGCACCAGAAGAGGAGACACUGACAGGCGAUUAAACGGGUAGGGAACUCGAUCACCUGACAAACAGGCUUUAAAAACGGAAAGACGGGAAGACAGAAGCGAGUAGCAAGGCAACCCUUGAGGCAGCAGGACCAUCAGCAGUGGGACAGACAUAAGGGCAGACACCAAGACAGUUUCUCAUAGCUUUUUCAGAAUUUGCUCACAUCUUAGAGGAAGUAAUUGUGUGGCUCCUCUCGAACCUCAGGGCCUUUUUAAACGGACUAACCACAGUAGGAUCUGGAGACCUGAGGAGAGACACGGGGGAAGUUUAAUGUACAAAUAUUGUAACCACUGAAAUUAGCAGUUAAUAGAAGCCAGAAGUCAGCUGCCAGUCAGGAGGUGGGGAAAGAAAAGAAUUUGAACACAGAGGAAUUUGUUCAGUUUAGCUUGCUGCAGUCCUCUGAAAUACCUCACAGGCCUUUAGUCCACUUAGACAAAAAGGCUAGCAGUUUUCCAGAGAGUCUUGACUUUUCUUUUGUCUGACGUAACUUCCAGUAAACUCGUUGUUUAACCACCUCAGGUUCUGCAUCAAAGCCUCUGCAGUGAGAGGUGCAUGUUUUAAAGCCUCUUUAGCCUCCUCCAUUUGGCUUACACACACACACACACUCUCACUCUACUGUGCAGCUGGAAGAUCAAGAGUCUGUGUUGCACAUACCUGCACUAAGCACACUGAGUGUUUGUGUGGUCUGCGGGACUUGGCCGGUCUGGGAAACCGAGUCAGGGAGGCAGCCAGCUCUGAGUGCUUUCUGCCAGCAGUACAAGGAGACAAGUCCAUCUUGCCGAGUGCUUCAGAGAAAGUGAGCAGAGCCGAGGGACGGUGAUGAAGACGAAGCGGACUCUGUGCAGAAUCUCCUGCUUGGUCAGUCUGGUGGUGGAGCUGAGCUGGAUAAACGUGGGCCACAGCAUGCACAGAGAGGGAGGAGGUUGGGUAAAGAAGCAGUGGGAGAGGAAUGUGCGGUCAGCCUCCAGCCUGGAUGAGCUGCUGAAGCUCACAGACUUUCCUGACUGGAAGUUAUGGAAGUGCCGUCUGAGACUGCAGCAGCCAGAGGCCCUCUCCUCUCCACCUUCAGCCGGCUCACACCGCUCGACACGCUACGCUGCAGAAUCUUACAGUCUGGAGAUACUUAAAGCCAUAGAUGAAGAGUGGCAGCGGACUCAAUGCAUGCCAAGGGAAACAUGUGUCGAUGUGGCCAAGGAGCUCGGCACGGACCCCUCAAUGUUUUUCAAGCCACCCUGUGUGUCUAUCCACAGGUGCAGUGGCUGCUGCAAUCAAGAAGGCGUCACCUGCAGAAACACGACUACUGUAUAUGUGAAUAAAACCGUCCUUAGUGUCAUCCCAUUCAAGUCCGUACCAGAACCUGUGUUAAUUAAAGUAGCCAAUCAUACAGAGUGCAGGUGCAUGGAGCCCGCCAUAAUACGACGUAACGCUCAGCCUCACAGAAGCAGUGGCUGCUUUCCGAUGCGACAGCUGUCACAGGACUCAAGGAGACUUUGUGAAAGUGGGUUGAUUUGGGAUUGCUCAACUGACAGAUGCAUACCUUACCCUUCCAGCACACCAGAAUUCUUCAGCCUUCAUACAUGUGUGGAAGGGACACAGUAAAGUGAACUGAAGAUACUACUUUCCACUCAGUUCAUGGAUGCCUGACUGCGAGAUAGACACGGAACGCUGUGACUGUCUUCCUCAACCUGUGCCAACACUCCAGCCGAGACCGAUCCAUCGCUGUCAACUCAACUCUUCCAUCUGUGCCCACAAGCAU
Scatophagus argus is the source of this 1868-nucleotide messenger RNA. It is a transcript of the gene vegfd, whose product is annotated as vascular endothelial growth factor D. NCBI's taxonomy places the organism in Eukaryota, Metazoa, Chordata, Actinopteri, Scatophagidae. Gene Ontology annotation, cellular component: membrane. Gene Ontology annotation, biological process: positive regulation of mast cell chemotaxis; vascular endothelial growth factor signaling pathway; positive regulation of endothelial cell proliferation. The record is from RefSeq and is a predicted model, not a curated record. Bases 932 to 1711 code for a protein of 259 amino acids. Gene Ontology annotation, molecular function: vascular endothelial growth factor receptor 3 binding; chemoattractant activity; growth factor activity. The transcript has 8 exons.